Oncorhynchus gorbuscha (pink salmon) is the source of this 1276-nucleotide messenger RNA. It is a transcript of the gene nppcl, whose product is annotated as C-type natriuretic peptide-like. The record is from RefSeq and is a predicted model, not a curated record. Gene Ontology annotation, molecular function: hormone receptor binding; hormone activity. Gene Ontology annotation, biological process: receptor guanylyl cyclase signaling pathway; cGMP biosynthetic process. The transcript is spliced from 4 exons. Gene Ontology annotation, cellular component: extracellular region. Lineage: Eukaryota; Metazoa; Chordata; Actinopteri; Salmoniformes; Salmonidae. The coding region runs from base 197 to 688 and encodes 163 amino acids.
UGCUAAUUUAUUAGUGUCUCCCUUUUCAAGAAUAACUUUCAAAUGUCCAUCUGGCAGUUGCAACAGCGACUUUGGAUCAUUAGAACACAUUCACCAAAACCCUAAAAUACCCCUGGAAUGGAUUUCUGCAAAUAUAUAAACAUCACUGGAGUCCUCUUACAUUUGGGAACUUUACAGUCCUAUUGAUCAAACAGCCAUGAAAAGAAUCCUGUUGUCAUUGCAGUGUCAGUGUAGUCGUGUCCAGCCAGUCUCCUGCAUUACUGUUCCUGCUCUCCCUCUACUCACUGCUGCCAUGUUGUACCCAGCUCUGCUAUGUGCUGCUCUGCUCCUGAUAGCACCCCUGGGGCACACAGAGGGGCGCACCCUGCACCCCUCACCUGAUGCCAUCCAGUUUGUUGAGCAGUUUCUAGAUCGCUACAACGACCUGACCCUGGAUGACCUGGAGAACCUGGUGAGCAGCCAACCAGAGGAGCCCUCCUCGGCUUUCACUUCCGGGGUCAAAGUCGCUGAGUACCCCAAAUGGGCUGACAUACCAGCACAGGGUGACAGCACCUGGCUCCGCCUCCUGAAGGGGACACUGGCCAAUCAGAAAAGAGCUGUGACGGACCGGUCGAGAAGGGGGUGGAACCGAGGAUGCUUCGGACUCAAACUGGACAGGAUCGGGUCAAUGAGUGGACUGGGCUGCUAGUGGAGAGAGAGGAAGAGACUGACGCCCCUCAGGGGAUAUGAGGACGAACACACAGUAGGCUGCUACACAGCACACAGUCAUUUACACACAUGUGGUGAAUACAAGGAUGUUAAUGUGAGUACAAAGGAGGUCUACAUGUAGCGUAGCUGUAGUGUACUUGCUGUAUUGCUAAUGUGGUUCCAUCGAGCUUAAAGAAAGUUACUCUAUAUGUCUCCUGGCUGUUGGAAGGGGUUGGCUGUACUUAUAUUGUACAUCUAUUCAUUUGAAUCUUGAAAGUAUCAGAGUUAUGUUUACAUCAAGCUGUUAUUCUAUUUUAAGUCUCUGAGUGUUGUUUUGACAGUAAAUCUGCACUUUAUUUAAAUCUAGGUAUUUAAAAGUUGUCUUUUUUGACUAAUAUUGUCCGUGUUAAUCCUGCAGGAAUAGUUGUGUUAUGGCAUGAUUCAUGGAAAUAAAUAUUUAAAAAAAUAUAAUUAAAGUCAAGUGUUUCUUCUCUCUGAUAUUGGUUUUACAUUUGGCAUGAAUAAAUGUACACUGAACCACGUUGUAUUGAUUAGACAUUUGGCAUGAAUAAAUGUACACUGAACCACG